GCCCCGCCCGGCCCCGCUCGGCUCCGCUCGGCUCCGCUCGCCGCCCCUCGCCUCCCUUCGGCUCCGCUCGGCCCCGCUCGGCCCCGCUCGGCUCCCGGCGGCGCUGCGGCAGGAUGCGGGGCUGCGGCGCGCUGCGGGGGCUGCUGGCGCUGCUGCUGCUGCUGCUGCCCGGCACCGCCACCGGCACCGCCACCGCCACCGCCACCGCCACCGGCACCGGCACGGGCAGCGGGCCGGCCGGGAACUUCCUGGAGGACGAGCAGUGGCUGUCCUCCAUCGCGCAGUACGGCGGCCGCAUCCGGCACUGGAACCGCUUCCGAGACGAGGUGGAGGUGAGAGCGGGGAGGGGGUGCGGUGCG
Molecule: messenger RNA, 359 nt
Organism: Oxyura jamaicensis (ruddy duck)
Lineage: Eukaryota; Metazoa; Chordata; Aves; Anseriformes; Anatidae
Product: testican-2-like
Exons: 2
Source: RefSeq, a predicted model, not a curated record